AUGUGAGAAAGUCCCAAGUCCGAACUCCUUCAUUCCCCAUCCUUUACGCCUCUCUCGGCCGCCUAGGAGGAAUCAUGGAGAAAGAAGCGACAAAGCUUUCCUUCUCCUUCUCCUCUUCCAAGCCCUCAUCUCGCCCCCCAGCCUCCAAGCUCACCCGGCCGCCUACCAAUGAUUUCGGCUCGAAACCCCAAUUCGUCACCAUCUUCGAUCCCUCCGCAGUCCCUAAUCCCGACGACUCCAAGCUCGUCAUCGCCCCGAUUCCCAACGCCUACAGCAGCCCUGCCUUGAAGCGGAUGAAGAACCUCCUCCCCCUUCCCACCGCCGAUGACGACCCCUCCGCUGACACAACCACCCGCUUUGUCCUAGACACCUCUACCGGCGACGCCCCUGCUGGGAGCAUCCCGUAUGGGCUCACCCUUCGUUCGACCGAUGAAUCCAGAUCCCACCGAGAGGAAGGGGGCGGGUCUGGCCGUGGACGCAGCCGUGCCCAGGACGAAGAUUUUCGGAGAUAUAGGGAAGAUGUGAAGGAUCGGCCGGAAGAACAAAGCAUGGAGGCUUUCGAACAAGUCAAGGUGGAGGACUUUGCUGCCGCUGUCCUUGCUGGGUAUGGGUGGAACCAAGGCCAGGUGAUUGGACGGAACAAGAAUCUAGCUGACACCAAUGUCUUUGAAUACAAGAGAAAGGGUGGAUCUGAAGGUCUCGGAUACAACCCAUCUACGGGUGAUCCCAAGAAGAGAAGAGGCUCUUGGGUUGUGGAAGGCUCAAAAGAGAAAGCAAGAGAGAAGGAGAAGGUACUCAGGGUUAUAUCAGGCAGAUAUAUGGGUUCCAAAGGAAUAGUCUUGAAGAGUUUUGAAAAUUUUGAGCUUGUCUUGAAGCUGCAGAGGAGUGGAGAGGAGGUGAAGCUAAGUCAUGAUAUGGUGGCUGAGUUGGGAUCAGCGGAGGAAGAGAAGUUCCUGAAGAAGCUUAAGAAAUCAGAAGAUGAGUACAAGAGUGGGAAGAAGGAUAACAGGAAGAGAGAGGAGAGGAGGAGCAUGGAAACAAGAAGAGAGGACAAGAGUAACAUCGUGCAGCAAAGCACCAUGAGCACUGAUCGUAAUGGGGUACCCAAGGUCCGAUGGCUUACAAGUUAUAUUCGAGUCAGAAUAAUCAGCAAGGAUUUCAUGGGUGGAAAGUUGUACCUGCAGAAGGGUAAGGUGAUUGAUGUGGUUGGACCAACAACCUGCGACAUUUCUAUGGAUGGAAGCCAAGAAUUGGUACAAUGUGUUGGUCAGGACAUCUUGGAGACAGCUCUGCCUAAGCUAGGAGGAUCAGUGCUUGUGUUGUAUGGGAAGCACAAGGGAAUUUUUGGAAAUCUAGUAGAGAGAAAUGCUGAGAAAGAAACUGGAGUGAUAAGGGAGGCUGGUAGUCAUGAGUUUAUCAAGGUUAAGCUGGAUGAGAUUGCAGAAUAUCUUGGGGAUCCAAGCUACCUUGGAUAUUGAUUGUUGAUUUCAUGACAACAUGGAGAUGGGCAUAGCUUCUUUCUUGACAUUGGUUCAAACUUGGAGGAAGUAAAUUGAAUUUCAGCUGCAAUUGUGUGUUUCUUUGACAGUUUUUCGGAAACACUGCGAAUUUGUUUCACCAGCAUUCUAUUUUUAAGGCUUGUUGAUGUUUCCAUGAACACUAUAUGCAAAAUCUCGUAUGGAUAACAUUAAGAAGUUGAAAGAGAAGACAUUGUUCAGUAUUUAUUGUUGCUUGCUCAAGAGCACACAUGAUAAGGAAAGAUGUCUUGUGAUUCUUUGGGUGGGAGAAAAUUGCAUAACAUGUUAUGGCUAUUACGUACCUUAAUGCAACAAGCUCUACCUUCAAAAACCUAUAUUCAUUAGCUUCUUCUGGGUUUGCCUCUUGGACGGCAUGAUUAUAUGCCCCAGUGGAAGCCACUAGUUACUCCCACCUAAGUCUUGUAGCUGAGAAGUUUUCUCUGCACACUUGUUUCUGUGUGCAAAAGUUGUAUAACUCUACCAACAGUUGCUUUUCUUGACCUCUUCAUGGAACUUCAAAUGGUUAUCAAUAUCUCAGCAGCCACCGUAAAGAAAUCUGGAUUCAUAGCAUUUGUGUUUUUGAUAUGUCAAACAUGAAAUAAUUGCAUUCAUGUAUGAGGAAUGAAUAAAUUGUUUUUUUAGAAUUUGCAUGAAUUACAUGUAUAAAGAUGAUUGUGAGAGCCAAGAAACUUGUUUCCAUUUAAUUAACCAGAUGUUUUUCUUGUGAAACAUUUCUCAUUUACUAGUGAUGAAGAUCCCACAUCUUUAGUUUCUUUGUUUUGUUUUGUAAAGAUUAGAUGGAAUGCACAAACUUUUCUUAAAAUUUACAAACUUUGAACUUGCCAUUUGAUUGUCUUAAAUUGAUUGUUGAUUGUCUGGGUUAAUCAAGUAUUGAGUUAUUAUCUUGUUUGACAUUUUUUUUGUUAACAUUUAUAGGAUAUGUGACUGGAUCCUCUGUUGUAAUAUACAUAUUUCAGCCUGUGCACUACUAACCAUUAUAUAGAUAUGUUUACAGCGCUCCUGAUGUUUUAUGGAAUACAACAUUACUUAUCCUUGGCUGGUUCUCUUAUUUUCACCCCUUUGAUCAUGGUACCGGCCAUGGGCGGUACUGAUGUAAGACAAUUUUUUCAGUGUAUUAACAUUUUACCACAAACCUAACAGAUGUAGUGUUAGAAUUGAUAAUUUACACUGGAAGGAGGAGACAACUGCUGUCAUUUCUACAAUGCUACUAGUUUCUGGCGUUACAACAAUAAUGCAUUCUUAUUUUGGUAGUAGGCUUCCACUUGUCCAGGGAAGCUCCUUUGUAUAUCUGGCUCCUGCCUUAAUUAUUAAUUCAGAGGAGUAUAGAAAUCUUAAUGAAAAGUGAAUUUCUGCCUCCUUAUAGAUAGACAAUACUGAUAGACAUUUUUUUUUUUUCCAAUUACGUCUUCCACUCUUCUAGUUAGACUUCCUCUCUAGAUUGGCAUUUUGAAUCCUGAAUUUUAUCAUACAAAUAGAUUGUGGUCUUGAUUUAAUUGGUUUUCAUUUAAUCUGACUCAAAUCAUGUAGUUUAAUUUGAUAUUUGGUUGAUUACUUGGUUCAAUCAAUGCAGGAGUUAAAUGUUGGCCCUCAAUAAGAAAAAGUAUGCCCAAUUUGUUGUUAAAUGCUGGAAGUUAGUUUACUUGUCGAACACUGCAUUUUCUCUGUUCUAUUGUUUGAUUAUCAUCCAAAUCUCUUUUGAUUAAAUGCAGAAGUUUAAACAUAUAAUAAGGGAAUUGCAAGUGGCUGUUGUUGUUGGUUCGGUUUUCCAAGCUGUUUUGGGCUAUAGCGGCCUCAUGUCACUUCUUCUAAGGAAAAGUUGGUGCUCUCCUAGCUUCUAUUCCGGUUGCAUUGGUUGCUUCUGUUCUAUGCUUUACAUGGGCUUUGAUAGUUGCACUUGACCUUUCUACUUUCUAAUAUACUCAAACAAGAAGUUCAAGGAAUAUGAUCAUUGUCGGAUUCACCUUAUUUAUUUCUCUAUCCGUCCCUGCAUAUUUUCAACAGCAUGAACCAAAUUCAAUUCUCAUUUUGCCAAGCUAUCUUUUGCCUUACGGAGCAGCAUCAAGUGAACCAGUCCAUACAAGCAAUGAGGGGUUCAAUUUUGCUCUGAAUGCUCUUUUAUCUCUUAACAUGGUGGUUGCACUCAUCAUGGUAUUCAUACUCGACAACACAGCGGCUGGUAGCAAGCAGAUACAUAUGGUCAGACAGAGGUACACUAGACUUCGAUUCGGCUUCUCUUGAACCAUAUGCUUUGCCAACAAAUGUUAGACCCUUGUUCAGGUGGGCUAAAUGGGUUGGUUAGUGACCUGAUCGAUAUAUGAAAAGUUUUAUCAGCCUUUCUCCGGGUAUUACAUUACUCGAGAUUCUUACAACAUGAGCAUAUUUAUGUCGUUCUUCCAGACAAGCUGAGAGUGGAUAUGGGUUUCUUGUUUCCUAAUACAAGACUAGCUGUUUGAAGAACAAGUUUCACAUGACAGUUGUAAAUGAGAAAGGUAAAGACAAAAGAGAGAGAUUGAUAUUGAUUUUUAUCUAUGGUUUCUUUUUCAA
This is a messenger RNA of Zingiber officinale, 4082 nucleotides long. Its product is annotated as protein MOS2-like. The record is from RefSeq and is a predicted model, not a curated record. Gene Ontology annotation, biological process: mRNA splicing, via spliceosome. The coding region runs from base 75 to 1478 and encodes 467 amino acids. NCBI's taxonomy places the organism in Eukaryota, Viridiplantae, Streptophyta, Magnoliopsida, Zingiberales, Zingiberaceae. Gene Ontology annotation, cellular component: spliceosomal complex. The transcript has 4 exons.